This is a messenger RNA of Periophthalmus magnuspinnatus, 2152 nucleotides long. It is a transcript of the gene bgnb, whose product is annotated as biglycan b. Lineage: Eukaryota; Metazoa; Chordata; Actinopteri; Gobiiformes; Gobiidae. The transcript is spliced from 8 exons. The coding region runs from base 274 to 1392 and encodes 372 amino acids. The record is from RefSeq and is a predicted model, not a curated record. Gene Ontology annotation, molecular function: protein binding.
AAAGAAGGCAGGCUUGUUCACUUUCUGGGCACGACCCCGCAGCACAGUCACUUCCUCGGAUUGGACCAACAACACAGGCAGACGCACGGGGAGCCAGAGUUUAGCUGCGCGGGCGAGUGGCGCACUGUCCACGGAGGAGGAGGAGGUUAAAGACCCCAGGAGACGCGCGGCGGCUGUCCCUCAAUGUGAUUUACGCACGCUCCGAGACACUCCUAUGCCCAAAGGGACUAUUGUCUGGAUUUCGUAAUCGAUAUUAAAAGGUUCUUGUUGAAGAUGUCUCCCCACUGCCCCCUUCUCCUGCUCCUUUCCAUCUCUCUCCUACCCCAUCUGUUGCCCGCACUCCCUUUUGAGCAGAGAGCAUUCUGGGACUUUGCACUGGACAGUUUUGACAGCAGCGACAUCACGAUGAUGAUGAGAGACGAAGAGGAAGGCUCUGCGACAGACGAGCUCCCCUUUCCCGGUCCCUCCAUGUGUCCUUUCGGUUGCCACUGUCGCCUGAGGGUGGUCCAGUGCUCAGACCUGGGGCUGACUGAAGUUCCCAAGAAUAUUCCCCCAGACACCAAGUUCCUGGAUCUGCAGAACAACCGAAUCAGAGAGCUUAAAGAGGACGACUUCAAAGGCCUCACACAUUUAUAUGGUUUGUCCCUCAGGAAUAAUCAGAUUUCCAAAGUGCACCCGAGGACAUUUGUGCCAUUGAAACACAUGCAAAAGCUGUACUUCUCCAAGAAUCAGCUCACCACCAUCCCCAACAACUUGCCCAAAUCUCUGGUCGAGCUCAGAAUCCAUGAGAACCGCAUCAAGAGAGUGGCAGCUGGAGCCUUCUCAGGACUCACCAAUAUGAACUGCAUAGAGAUGGGAGCCAAUCCAAUUCACAACAGUGGAUUUGAGCCGGGAGCCUUCAAGGGACUAAAACUCAACUAUCUGCGUAUAUCAGAGGCCAAAUUGACAGGAGUACCAAAAGAUCUUCCAGACAGUCUCAAUGAACUUCACUUGGACCAUAACCAGAUUCAGGCCGUGGAGCUGGAGGAUCUCAAACGCUACAAAAACCUCUACAGGCUAGGACUGGGCUAUAACCACAUCAGGAACAUAGAGAACGGCAGUCUGUCUUAUCUGACUAUGCUUCGAGAACUGCACCUGGACAACAACCGCCUGAGCAGAGUGCCCAGAGGUCUCCCAGACAUGAAAUACUUACAGGUGGUGUAUCUUCACUCUAAUCACAUCGCCCAGGUGGGAAUAGAUGACUUCUGUCCCAGAGGAUUCGGGAUGAAGAGGACUUUCUAUAAUGGAAUCAGUUUGUUUGGAAAUCCAGUCAAUUAUUGGGAGGUUCAACCUGCUGCUUUCCGUUGCGUCAGUGACCGACUUGCUAUUCAGUUUGGCAACUACAAAAAGUGAAGAGUAGGAAGGAUGAGGAAAUAUUUUUAUCAUUAGACCUAGUUUUUAUUUUGUUUAUUGAGUGAAUAAACAAGAACUUGAAAUGAAUGGAAACAGAGCUUACAAUACUUCAGAAUUCUCAUAUUAUGUUUUAGUAACUGCCUAUCUUUGAAUGUUUUAUUGCUAUAAAAAGUCACACUUUUCAUUUGGUCAUUUUAUCAUAUUUUGCUUUUCUAGAUAUUGUACAAGUAUAACUGAUUAUGUUGCAUAUUUCUUAAGGUGCUCUGUAGAUUUUUGUGCUGAUAUGUAACAUAUUAUUUACAUAUUUGUUUUCAGCCCUGUACUGUGAGGUCAUAGUUUUUUGUGACAUAUACAAGUAAUACCACAAAGUGUUUGAGAUCACAGGCAAAAAGCACACCUAAAUGUUUUUGUUUGGUCUUUGUGGGUUGGUGGGUGGUGUUAGGUAUGUAACAUAUAGACUUUUAGACUUAAGAUGUCUAAAUACUGUAUGGUUCCUUUGACCAUCAAUGCUUCACAAUUACUUCACAUUGAAAGCAUUUCACUUUCCUAUUUAACAAGUAAUAGUGUUUCUGCAUUGUUUUGCACAGUCCUGCCCCUAUGCUUCACCUGCUUUGGUGUUAGGACACCAUGAGUCCUUUGAGUCAGCUCUUAAAAAGCUACUGCUGCAGCAUGUGAAUAAAUGCUUUUUAAGCAAUGUUAGCUGCUUUGCCACAGCAUGGAUGUUGAUGUACUGAUUUGGAUGUGGGAAAUAAAAGAUUUA